Neltuma alba is the source of this 495-nucleotide messenger RNA. RefSeq names its product probable S-adenosylmethionine-dependent methyltransferase At5g37990. Bases 1 to 495 code for a protein of 164 amino acids. Lineage: Eukaryota; Viridiplantae; Streptophyta; Magnoliopsida; Fabales; Fabaceae. The transcript has 2 exons. Gene Ontology annotation, molecular function: methyltransferase activity. The record is from RefSeq and is a predicted model, not a curated record.
AUGGAUUUGGAGACAUUUCUUCAUGCCAGAGCACAAGAGCUAGUGAGCAAUGAAUUAAUGGCAAUUGUGACAUAUGCUGCUCAUGAUGUGGUUGAUUUUAGUACAGACUUGUAUGCUGGCAAAGAACUUGAACUGUUGGGAAGUUGUCUAAUGGACAUGGCCAGAUUGGGGCUAGUAAGUGAAGAAAAAGUGGACACUUACAAUGUGCCCACAUACUUCCCACACCUGAAUUAUCUGAAGAAAAUACUUGAAAGUAACGAAGAUUUAAGCCUCGAGGAAAUGGAUAGAAAGUUUCUACCAAACAUUGAAACUUAUGUUUCCUCAGCGAGGGCUGUGCAUGAAGUGCUCAAUGAGAAGCAUUUUGGAGAGGGAGUUGUUGAUGAGCUUUUUGAUCGUUUUGCAAAGAAAGUUAUGAAAUUCCCAGAAAUCACUAAUUUUCGCAACUCUAAACAGCAUAGACUUUUUAUUCUUCUCCGACGAAACGUGCAUGCAUGA